CUUGAGAGUGCUGACAGCCAGGCAACUUCAAAAGCAACCAGGAGAGACUUUCGCACUAACUUUGGGAAGGAAUUCAAAAAUGCUGAAAGGUGCAGAUGAAGCUGCUGUGGAGCAGGAGAACUCUGCUUCCCAACAUGGAGAAAUGACAAGUUGGGAUAUCAAUGACAUCAAACUUCCCCAGGAUGUAAGACAGAUAGACUGGUUUCAAGAAUGGCCAGAUUCCUAUGUAAAACAUAUCUAUAGCUCAGAGGAUAAAAAUGCUCAGAGGCACCACAGCAGCUGGGCAAUGAGAAACACCAACAACCACAACUCUCGCAUCUUAAAAAAGUCCUGCCUUGGGGUGGUGGUUUGUGGCAACGACUGCUCGACUUCGGAUGGAAGGAAGAUCUACCUACGACCAGCCAUAUGUGAUAAAGCCAGGCAAAAACAACAGCGGAAAUGCUGUCCAAACUGCAAUGGACCACUGAAACUCCUUUCCUGCCGAGGCCAUAGUGGUUACCCAGUUACCAACUUCUGGAGGCAUGAAGGCCAAUUUAUAUUUUUUCAGUCCAAAGGAGCUCAUGACCAUCCACGUCCAGAAACAAAACUAGAAGCAGAAGCAAGAAGAUCAAUCCACAAAGCACAGACAGCUUUUUCUGCAUCUUCUAUAAGAUUAAAAAGAAUACAGGAGAUUGAGUCUCUGACAGGUGCAUUGCCGAUGCCAGAAGCAUUGCCUUUGCUUCUUUCCAAGCCGGAUGCUUACGUGAUACCUGCUAAUUUCAGGGGACAUUUAAGCAAAAGCUCCCAGGAGCCAACGCUGAGCAGCUGCUCUGGGCAGCUGCUGUACCCAAGGGCAGCUGGGGAGGAUGAGGGCUCUGGAGAGGCAUUGACCUGGAGCCGAAGCCCAUCCCUUGGGAGGAUCCCCAGUGCCAAGAGGCUGUGCAGUGGCCCUGCUGUCCCCUGCACAGCCCCUUCCCACCAGCACUGCGCCCACUUCAGCACCCAGCAUGUCCUGCCUGUGACAAAGGGUGGCCAUGGCUCCUUCAGGCCUAACACUGGUCCUCUGGGAGAUGGAUCCUGUGGAGAGAAAUCCCUGCUGACCUACAGCAGCAGCUGCCUCUCUCUGCCACCUUACCCUGCACGUCAGAGUGGCCCCUGCUCCAGGGUGAGUGGGGCACAGCUCCACCGCCAGCUCUCAGCACCUUUGAGGGGAAGUGAAGGAGACGUGAGCGAGGGAGGGCCCCAGGUGGGUCUCAACUACUGCCACAAUGACAUGGUUUUUAACCUGUACCCAUUACGGUGA
This is a messenger RNA of Pseudopipra pipra, 1282 nucleotides long. It is a transcript of the gene GCM1, whose product is annotated as glial cells missing transcription factor 1. Gene Ontology annotation, biological process: regulation of transcription by RNA polymerase II; gliogenesis. Gene Ontology annotation, cellular component: nucleus. NCBI's taxonomy places the organism in Eukaryota, Metazoa, Chordata, Aves, Passeriformes, Pipridae. The coding region runs from base 80 to 1282 and encodes 400 amino acids. Gene Ontology annotation, molecular function: RNA polymerase II cis-regulatory region sequence-specific DNA binding; DNA-binding transcription activator activity, RNA polymerase II-specific. The transcript has 5 exons. The record is from RefSeq and is a predicted model, not a curated record.